AUGUCCAUAUUGGUUUCUUUUAGCCUUUAUAACCUAAAGUCAGUCACCUUGAACAAUGGAUUCCCUUCAAAUAUCAAACUAGAUUCUAUAUAUUCAACAUUUGUUACAUUUACCUCUGAUAUACCGGAUACAUUCUUUAAUCCGUCAUUUAAAAGUAUUUAUUUGGGAGCAUGUGGAUUCGAUCAAUCAACAAAUAGUAUAAAGUUCAAUGAUACAAGGAUAUAUCCAAGGUUGGAGAAUAUUCAUAUAAGUUUCCCCUACGGUGGCAGUGGAAUCCUUACUCCAUUCUCAUUGAACCAAACCCAAUUCCCGGUACUAAAGUCAAUAUACUUUACACAACCAUCUGUGAUUCCUCUUAAAGUCUUCAUCAACUGUCCUAUUGAAAGAGUUAAUAUUGAAGUCAAUGCUACUAUUACAUUUGGAAGCAUUACUCAAUCAUCAGUACAACAAUUAUACUUGUUGAUACCAAAGCUCAUCCCGAACGACUUAUCAUCAUUCCCCAAUCUAACAGACUUGGCUAUAAACAUGGAUGAUGGGGCUAAUACCAUUGUAGACGCACCAAAGUUGGAUUUGUUAUCAUACACAAACUCUAUUGGAUUGACUACAUUCCCAUUAGCAUCAUGGUUCAAAUCAGAUAGUGUUGUUAUUAUAACAAAUAACAUAAAUUUGAUUGGUCCAGUACCUGAUCUCCUAGUUGGAAGCAUUCCAAAUCGAAUGAUAUGUGAUGGCAAUACACUGUUGGAUGGUGCACUCCCCCAAUCAAUAUGUCAAGUACCUACCUUCUCAUUCAAGAACACCAAGAUCAAGACUGGUCCCGAUUGCAUCUAUUGCUUUUGGUCAACUAUGAGUCAAUACCUACCAGCGACAUACCCAGCUCCAACACCAUCAUUCAUUUGUGAUUGGGGCAUUGACACAGAUUACUACAUCCUCACACCAACAAUCCAAACAAUCACUAUCUAUGGAAGGAACCUUGGAUGGAAUGAAUCCGACUGUUCGCCAUCCUCACUCAACAUGAUCACUCCAAACACUCAAUUCAAGUACAUCCCGUCGGAACCCCAAGGAACCGCUCUGUUAACAUUCUCUCAAAUGUUCAACAUGAACAAGACAAUCACAUGGGUAACCGAUGUAACGACCAUUAAUAGCUCAUUUGGUGCGAUGGAUAAUGUAUCAAAGACAUUCAAAGUUAGGAUUAAUGGUAGAUUCGAUACAUUAUUCAAUUAUAAUGCUACUAUUGAUGGAGCGGAAUGUACAAUCUUGAACAUCACCGAUACCUUUAUAACAUGUCUAGUCACAUCACCAAUCGAAGUAACCAACUACCUCAAAGGUAUACUAUGGAGCAAGUACCAACCAUUCAAUUUCAAUCCAUAUACACAAGUUCCAGGUCAACUUGCUGUUGGAUAUGCCAACAUCACCAUCAUCAAUGAUGAUCAUAUCUUCACAUCAAACUCCCUUUUAGAGAUUGUCACUGGUUCACCUGUAGUGGAUUGUGGAGUUGGUAUCCCUUGCAAUGGCAAUGGAGUAUGUGGCCCUGAUGGAGUGUGUGAUUGUUAUGAUGGCUUUGGUGGAUAUUAUUGUGAAUCUCGUCUUAGUCCUGGCGUGAUCAUUCUGCCAAACAACACUUCUCCAGAUGUUGUGAUACUCACAAAUGUAUCAAGUCUAUUCCAGUUCAACAUAAUAGCCGUACAGGAACUUGACUACAAUGGAGUGAUGGUCAAAGAGUUGUUGACCAAUGACUGGGACUACAACACAACUACCAACACAUCUCUCAUAGUACAUGAGUACUUGCAACAAUCAGGAUCAGUGGCAGUUCGAGUCGAGAUCAUUCAAUUCUUAAAGUCAUACUCCAUUGACUUUGCUGGCACGACCAACAAGUACUCAAGCGAUCAACUCAAGCUCACAGUGUCCAUUGAUGGAUGGACCUAUCAAUCAAUCCUCAACACACUACGCGUUGUCUUUCAACACAACUCCAAUCUCAAUGAGUCGGGUGACGGAUGUGUCUCACCUCAGGUCGAGUUGGGUACUGUCAGUGGACCUGGCGGCGACUCAUUGCGCUACGUCAAGAUUGUCAACGCAAGCAGUGGAGUGGCAUACUAUGGUCACUUCCUCCCGUACGCUCUGUCAGAUGGUCGACCAGCUAUCUCUAGGACAAUGAUCAUCAACUCGACGGCCGACUCUACAUUGCUCGGUAUCACACUACCUCAAUGUACAAGUUGUAUAAUAGAUCCAGACUUCUCAGUAUUGUUGAGCGUUGACAAUAGUGGAGGUGUAGGUGGACGUUGCCAAGUUACAUCCAAAUCCAAGACAUGGAUAAUCAUUGUAGCAGUAGUAGGUGGAGGUGUACUAUUAGCCGGUACUAUCUUGGGUAUCUUCAUGCUAAUAAGGAAGAGGAACAAGUUCAGACAACAGAAUGCGAUGAUGGAUAAUAGACUUAAGCAGAUACAUGCAUCAAAACGAGAAAUCUAA
Molecule: messenger RNA, 2463 nt
Organism: Acytostelium subglobosum LB1
Lineage: Eukaryota; Evosea; Eumycetozoa; Acytosteliales; Acytosteliaceae
Exons: 9
Coding region: 1-2463 (820 amino acids)
Source: RefSeq, a predicted model, not a curated record